Molecule: messenger RNA, 1236 nt
Organism: Suillus subaureus
Lineage: Eukaryota; Fungi; Basidiomycota; Agaricomycetes; Boletales; Suillaceae
Exons: 8
Coding region: 1-1236 (411 amino acids)
Biological process (GO): double-strand break repair via nonhomologous end joining
Cellular component (GO): nucleus
Molecular function (GO): DNA-directed DNA polymerase activity; DNA binding
Source: RefSeq, a predicted model, not a curated record
AUGCUGUCACAAAAUUUAGACCGUGAAAACUCCUGCCCAGACAGAAACGGUUACAAAGUUCGUGCGUUUGCACGAGCUAUCGAGGUUAUUGGCGCGCUGGAGGAACCCGUGCGGGACGUAGGUCAGGUGAAGAAGCUGAAAGGGGUAGGCGUCGGAAUCAGCAACAGGAUAGACGCGUUCUUGUCGGGUAAAGAUUAUGACCCGGCAGCUGCUACCGAGCUUUCUAAAGGAACAUCGAAAUCCAAGGCAAGAAAAGAUUCUGAUCCUGAGGAGACACGAAGGAAAAUGAUAGUUCGAUCAUUAACGUCUGUUUCCGGCAUUGGGUACUACACCCCAACAGCUGCGAAAGCCCUCAUUGAUGCGGGCUGUAUGUCCAUUGGGGACCUGAAGAAACCGAAAUUCUUUGACAUGUUGAGUCCCCUGCAGCAAACCGGUGCGCGAUACCACGAGCAUCUCGGACGACCUGUCGAGAGAAGUCAAGCCGAACUACUCGCUAAAUUUAUUUCGGAGAACAUUUCUUGUAAAUUUGAUGUUGAGCUCGUGGGUAGCUACCGACGGGGUGCUCAGUCGUUCCCAGGCGUCGAUAUUAUGUUGACUCACCCAUCUCAUGUUCACGUGCCUACGCCCCCGUCAAAGAAUGGCUCAGUUACACAGGGAAUUAACAGUGCACCUUUUCGCACGCCAUCUAGAAAGCUACGGGAAGCGCAGGACUCCCUUCUCUUCCGUGAUGUAGUCUUCCCACUCGAAAGCCGUGGCCUCGUCGCCGAGACACUGUUGCUGGGAUCCAAGAAGUGGCAGGGUGUGAUCCGCCUACCUGAAAGGACUGUAGACGGAACUUGGGAAGAACGUUCUCAACGAAUCGAGCGCAUUCGCGAGCAGCAGGGCCUUUAUAUUCGAUUGGACUUGAACCUCGCCCCUAUGAAGUCGAAGGGUGCAGCACUACUCGCGUUGACUGGGGAUAAGGAGUUCAGCCUCGACAUCCGUACCAAAGCUGCACAACUGGGCUUGCUCCUCAAUGAAUUCGGCCUGUGGAGAUGGACCUCUGAUCCAUCACUCCCAGCAGAUGCAGAGGAAGGGUACUGGACGUUUAUAGAAGGCGAAAGCGAAGUCGCUAUCCUACGCGAGCUCGGCGUGAAUUAUGUGAAACCGAUAAAACGCAACUUUGCAUAUCUCGCCAAUUCUGAUUCGAACGCGUCGACUAUUAAAAAGGGCAGGCCGCGGAAAAAAGUUCUGUAG